UGCAACACUAUAAGACCGAGUUUUCUCGAGGCUGUAUAGUUCACAUCUUCCAAAGACUUUCUCAAGGAUCUGCUCUGAAUUUUCCACCGGCCUUUUGAAACUUCCCACGUUGGGUGAAUCAUCUUCAUGGAUCAUGGUGCUGCAGCAAAGCCCUCAGUAUCAGGAUUGUUAAAUCCUUCACCGCAAACCAAUCAAAAAGCUUCCCUCAAGAGAAAACGAUACCGCCGGUGUAGAAGUGCCCCGGUAGCAGCAUGUACGCAUCCACAUCCUGCUGGCCCUGACUCACUGCACCGCUCUCAAAUCAUUAGCCGUAAACUCCACCCAAAUGUUGUUAAAGUGAUCGCCGUCUUGGCCCUUUACCUUGGUGCUGGCACUGUAAUCUUCUACCUCACCAGGCAUCACAUGAGGGGGACGAAAACAAAUGGAGUUGUAGAUGCUGUCUAUUUCUGUAUUGUAACGAUGAGCACAGUCGGGUAUGGAGACAUCGUCCCGAACAGCGUUGCUACAAAGCUACUUGCCUGUGCUUUUGUCUUCAUAGGGAUGGCUCUCAUAGCACUAGGCUUGAGCAAAGCCGCAGACUAUCUGGUAGAGAAGCAGGAAAUGUUGCUAGUUAGAGCCUUGCAUAUGAACCAAAAUGUUGGUACGGUUGAAAUGAUGAGGGAGAUGGAAACCAACAGAGUGAAAAACAAAUGUCUAGUGAUGUCUCUUAUUCUUGUGGUGGUUAUCAUUGCUGGGACAGUCUUUCUAGCUGAAGUGGAGGGAAUGAGCUUCGUUGAUGCAUUUUAUUGUGUUUGUUGUACCAUCACAACCCUGGGCUAUGGAGAUGUGAGCUUCACCACCCAAGGAGGGCGGGUUUUCGCGAUAUUUUGGAUACUGACCGGUAGUAUUUCUUUAGCUCAGUUGCUCUUCUACAUUGCUGAGCUUAAUACCGAGAGAAGACAGAAGAAAUUAGUGAAGUGGGUGCUUGGCCGGCAGAUGACAAAACUAGAUUUGGAGGCUGCUGAUCUUGACGAAGAUGGGGUUGUCGAUGUGUCUGACUUCAUCAUCUAUAAGCUCAAAGAGAUGGGGAAGAUCAGCCAAAAAGAUAUUGCAAUUGUAAUGAAGGAGUUUGAAGAACUAGACGUCGACCAAUCAGGAACAUUGUCUAACACUGACGUACAGCUUGCUCAAUUAUCUUAACAUGGUGAGCUACCAAGACCACGAUAGAGAGGUAACUUGCGGGUAAACGAGUGCAGAAAAUUUGUAUUAGUUGUCUCGGUGCCACUCUCUAAUUCAUACAUACUACCACGUUGAUACAAUAAAGAAAAGCAAUCAAUUUUUACAUUGUACCCUCACUAGGUAUAUAUUUUAAUAAAGAUAUAUUUCUUCUGUACUUA
Molecule: messenger RNA, 1376 nt
Organism: Vitis riparia (riverbank grape)
Lineage: Eukaryota; Viridiplantae; Streptophyta; Magnoliopsida; Vitales; Vitaceae
Product: two-pore potassium channel 1-like
Exons: 3
Coding region: 127-1179 (350 amino acids)
Biological process (GO): potassium ion transmembrane transport; stabilization of membrane potential
Cellular component (GO): plant-type vacuole membrane
Molecular function (GO): potassium ion leak channel activity
Source: RefSeq, a predicted model, not a curated record